Messenger RNA from Thalassophryne amazonica, 2070 nucleotides. Its product is annotated as apolipoprotein B-100-like. Gene Ontology annotation, molecular function: cholesterol transfer activity; low-density lipoprotein particle receptor binding. The record is from RefSeq and is a predicted model, not a curated record. Gene Ontology annotation, biological process: lipoprotein transport; cholesterol transport; cholesterol homeostasis. Gene Ontology annotation, cellular component: very-low-density lipoprotein particle; low-density lipoprotein particle; mature chylomicron. Lineage: Eukaryota; Metazoa; Chordata; Actinopteri; Batrachoidiformes; Batrachoididae.
AUGCACCGCUCUGUGCUGGUGCCGACGAGCUCCUUACGGCUUCCUCUGCUCCUGCAGGAGACCAACAAUCCUUCCGUUGAAAUUGAAGUACCCCAGACUUGUAGAUUCAUUGUCCGAACUACGGGGUGUAGGCUGAGCGAAGCGGUCGGCACAGACGAGGGAGGCAACCCUACCUUCAGAUCUGCAUCAAGCUCUGAUCAAUUUGCUGCUGAAAUGGAGAGAUAUCCUCUAAAGGUUGAGGUUGAGGGUGUGAACAAUGUAAAACUUUACCCUGAGGAUGGUGAAACAACAACAAUCCUGAACUUCAAGAGGGGUAUAGUCUCUGCCACAGCUGUUCCACUGUUGGACGAAGAGCAGAACAAGAACCUGCCUACUAUCCACGGUAUCUGCAAGACCCUUUACACUAUCAAUGCAAGAGAAGACAUUGCAACUGACAUCACUCUGACCAGAGAUCUGUCCAAAUGUGACCAAUUUCUACCCAGAUGAGCUCACACCAGUCCUCUGGCACUUAUUUCUGGCAUGCACAACCCUCUUUCCCAGCUGGUCAGAAGCUCUCAAACCUGCAACUAUAAAUUUGACAACGAGAAAAAGCAUAUGACUUCUGGGUUGUGCGUUGAAAACCACAUUCUCAUUCCCUUUUCUCACAAGGGAGAAUAUGGAAUCACCACUGUUGGAAAGCAAGAACUGACUCUGCUGAAGGUUUCUGCCCACAAAGAUCUGGUUUUUGAACACACCAACAAAACUAUGCCAAAGGCUAUUGGAAACAUGGCUCCAGCCUUGUUAGCUGUCAGUCCUGCACUUAGAGCGAUAGUGUUAAAAUGUGUGAACCACCCUGAUGCUUCUCGGGCCAUGCAGCAGGCUGCAAUCCAGGUAUACAGGCUGACUCCUGUCACGGAGGAAGGCCGGGAGGUUCUUCUGCAGGUGUUGUUGGACAGUACAAGACCCCUGCAAAUGCGUAUUGCUGCAUAUCUGGUACUUAUGAAGGAUCCCCACCCCAAGAAACUAGCUCAGGUGGCUGAUGCUUUGUCCAGAGAGGAGGACCAGCAAGCCAAAUGCUUUGUCAUGUCGCACAUCAACAAUAUUUUGACUUCAAAUGAUCCUGACACCAAAAUCCUGAGGCAAAAUGUUCUUGAGCUUCUCCAGGCUAAUGAGAUCGGACCCAUCAUGGACACCACCAUGUUCUCUCACCACUACAAGAUUGGAUCCCUGGAAGGCAACAUGAUCUUUGAGAGUACAGACUACCUACCCAAAGAAGCUAUGCUUGAAAUGACCCUCAGGGCAUUUGGCUAUGACACUGACAUGAUGGAGAUUGGUAUGGAUGGCAAUGGAAUUGAGCCGACUAUUGACGCCCUGUUUGGGCCAAAUGGAUUCUUCCCUAACACUGCCCUGAAGUCAAUGUUCUUCAUCUCGGACAACCUGCCUGUCAGAGUCAGUGAGAUCCUGCAGAACACAUUCCCUGCUUUGAAGAAAUACGCAAUGAAAAAACAGGUUACCAAGAACCUGAUGAGUGAGAUCAGGCAGAACUUUAACAAACUAAUGAGUGAACUGAAGACCACCCAAUCUCCAGAGGCAAAGGUUUAUCUGAAACUCUUGGGAAAUGAGUUGGAAUAUCUGAGGACCAUCAACAUGGAGGAGAUGCCAUACUCUGCUGCCAUGAUGAGUGACAGCAUGUUAAAUAUGUUUUCCCCCGAAUUUAUCAGGGGAUUGAUGACUAAAACUGACAACACAAUGUUUGCACACUACAUCUUCAUGGACAAUGAAUUCUUCCUGCCCACUGUCACCGGCAUGCCUCUGAGGAUCGCCCUAUCUGGUAGGAUCACCCCGGGUAUCAAGGGUGGACUUAAGCUGGCUCGUAACAUGACCGAAGGCACCUUCAUGCCUUCCCUAGGUAUUGAGUUUGUAAUGCAGAUUGGCUCCCACAUACCUGAAUACGUGAAAUCUGGAUUAGAAAUGCACACGAACAUUUUCCAUGAGAGCGGACUCAGUGCCAAGAUCUCCAUGAGACGUAACAACAUCAAGCUGACCAUCCCUGCUCCAAGAAACCCAACUAAGCUCCUCAAACUGACGUAA